This is a messenger RNA of Venustampulla echinocandica, 1029 nucleotides long. RefSeq lists its product as uncharacterized. The transcript has a single exon. Gene Ontology annotation, cellular component: nucleus. The record is from RefSeq and is a predicted model, not a curated record. NCBI's taxonomy places the organism in Eukaryota, Fungi, Ascomycota, Leotiomycetes, Helotiales, Pleuroascaceae. The coding region runs from base 1 to 1029 and encodes 342 amino acids.
AUGGCAUCCAACACCUCCCUCUACGGCAUACGCAAACCCAAAACCGCCUCUAAAGAAAUAUCCUCCUCCACAAGCCUCGCUUUUAGCUCAACACUCACAAGUCUUCUCUCCUCCUCAUCCACCACAUCCCGACCUACAUCAGGCCGUCCGCGCCCCUCCAAACACUCCAAAGACGACAUCUUCACAUCCCACAACAAGAAUACCAAGAAGCGUGCAGCGCGCGAUUUAGAAGAUGAUUCAGAGGAUGAGACGCAGCGCGGGCGGGGUGCUAGGAGACAAGAUAUCGGAGGUGUGGAUGAAGCGGUAUUACACCGGUCGAAGCGGAAACUAGCAUCUAAGGCGAAGCUAUACAAGGAGAUGAAGAGAGGGGAACACGUAGCGCGCGAAGGCGAGGACAACGAGGGGUUAGUGGAUUUUGACAGAAAAUGGGCCGAAGGCGAAAGAAGCUCCGGGGAGGAUUCUGACUCUGAUGGCUGGGAUGAUAGAGGAGGAGAGAUAGUGGAAUACGAGGAUGAAUACGGACGACAGCGACGCGGGACAAAAGCCGAAGCCGAGAGGAUGGAGCGCAAGAAACAGAAUAAAACUCUAGGACAGGAAGAGCUCGAUCGCAUAUCUGCUCGGCCGGCGAUGCCGGAGAAGCUCAUCUAUGGCGAUACUGUACAGAGCCUCGCGUUUAACCCGGAUGAGCCGGCGGUGGAGAAGAUGGAGGAGCUUGCGCGGAAGAGGGAUCGUAGUCUUACGCCGCCUGAGCAGCGGCAUUAUGAGGCUGAUAAGGAGUUUAGGAUUAAAGGCGUGGGGUUUUAUAGUUUUAGUAAGGAUGAGGGUAUGAGGAAGCAGGAGAUGGAGGCGUUAGAGGCGGAGAGGUUGGAGACUGAGAGGGUUAGAAAGGAGAGGGAGGAGAAGAAAGAGGCGAGGAAGCGGGAAAUCGAGGAGCGGAGGAGGGCUAUUGGGGAGAAGAGGGCGAAGAAACAAGCGGAUAGCUUUUUGGACGGCCUAAAUACUGAUCUCGAUAAGACGGAUGUGACAUGA